Messenger RNA from Lepus europaeus (European hare), 1401 nucleotides. Its product is annotated as vomeronasal type-2 receptor 116-like. The transcript is spliced from 3 exons. Gene Ontology annotation, biological process: G protein-coupled receptor signaling pathway. The record is from RefSeq and is a predicted model, not a curated record. NCBI's taxonomy places the organism in Eukaryota, Metazoa, Chordata, Mammalia, Lagomorpha, Leporidae. Bases 1 to 1401 code for a protein of 466 amino acids. Gene Ontology annotation, cellular component: membrane. Gene Ontology annotation, molecular function: G protein-coupled receptor activity.
AUGGCGCAGAGGGGGCGGGGCCCAGGAUUUCGAGGGCCUGGCGGGAAGGGCGGCAGUGCGCGCAUGCGUAUAGAGUACGCUGUCCAGCUCCGGUCUCCCGCAGACCUUAGGCGUCCCUGGUUACUGCGUUCCGCGGGCGUGCGUCUGCGCCCCUGGGUGCGGCUUUGGGACCGCGCCGUCUGGGGCGGCUUGGAACCCGAAUUGUUGCAACCUAAAAGUUACCAGUAUCUUCUGGCCUUUAUAUUUGCCACUGAAGAGGUCAACAGGAACCCACACCUGUUACCCAACGUGUCCCUGGGAUUCGAUCUCUACAACGCCAUCCAUAGUGAAUGGAAGACCCUGGAGAGCACCCUGACCUGGUUGUCUGCAGUGGGCAAGGCCAUUCCUAAUUACUCCUGUGUGAGGAAGAGCAAGUCUGUGGCAGUCAUUGUGGGAAUCACCUGGGCGAUUUCAGCACAGAUAGGGACGCUGUUGGAACUCUACAAAUUCCCUCAGCUCACCUAUGGUCCUUUUGAUCAAAUUCUGGGAGAAAAUCAUCAGUUUACCUACCAGAUGGUUUCCAGGGAAUCUUCUCUGGCCCUGGGCAUGGUGUCCUUGAUGCUGCAUUUCCACUGGACCUGGGUGGGGUUGGUCAUCUCUGAGGACACCAGGGGCAUUCAAUUCCUGUGGGAUAUAAGAGACAAAAUGAACAAGAACGAGGUCUGUGUGGCCUUUGUGGAAAUGCUCUCUGUCAUGGGCAGGACGUAUGCAUCACUUGAUUGGCACUACCACUUCAGAAUCCUAGAAUCAACUGCAAACGUGGUGGUCAUUUACGGUGACACAAACUCAUUAAUGAGCCUGAGCUUCUCGAGACACGGGAUCCUGGUGACGUGGAAAGUGUGGAUCACGACAUCACAAUGGGAUUUCAUCACCAGUGAGGAUGAACUCAUGAUGAACACAUUCCAUGGGACUUUGAGUUUUUCACACUCCCAUGAUGAAAUCCCUGGUUUCAAGCAUUUUCUCAAGACAAUGAAUCCUUCUAAGUACCCAGAAGACUUUUACCUCAGUAAAUUUUGGUAUCUCUAUUUCCCCUGCUCGAUUUCAAUGUCCGACUGUGAGACGUUGCAGGGCUGUCCCGCGAAUGCCUCUCUGGAGGAUCUGCCAGUGCACGUCUUUGACAUGAGCAUGUCUGAAGGGAGUUACCACAUCUACAACGCCGUGCAUGCCGUGGCCCACACCCUUCAUGAAAUGCUUCUUCAGCGGGUAGAGGUGCAGCCAGUGAGGAAUGGAGAUGGGUUGACGGUGUACCCCUGGCAGGUACUGUAUCUUGUCUGGGCAUUUUUCCUGUGUUCCUUGUGGACCUGUCACAACACAGAGGCUGUGCUGAUACUUAGCUAUGUGGUGAAUUGCUUUGGGGUUUGA